UCCAAAAAAUCCACUUUUCUGUUCAAUUUCUUCCUCGCUUCUUCCAGAAAGGGUUUAGUACCUUAAACCCCAAGGCCAUGGCUCUCAGAUCGGCGGCGGCGGCGGCUCCUCGGAGUUUGAGGCGGCUCAUUACAGGGACCUCAACUCGUACUCUACCGAUAAUCUCCCAGACUAUUCAUGAUUGGGAGAAACUGGAGCCAAGCACCAAUGCUUUCCUUUCUGGCCGCCUCUUCUCUAGCGCUUCUACUUCCAGUUUCAUUCCUCCGCCGCUCCCUCCGUCGGCUCAGCAGCGUGAGCAGCCUGAGCCUAGCACUAACCUUUUCGUUUCCGGCCUCAGUAAACGCACUACUACUGAAAAACUUCAUGAAGCCUUCGCAAAGUUUGGAGAAGUUGUUCAUGCAAGAGUUGUGACUGAUCGAGUGACUGGAUAUUCUAAAGGAUUUGGCUUUGUUAAAUAUGCCACUUUGGAGGAUGCGGCUAAAGGCAUAGAAGGCAUGGAUGGCAAGUUCCUGGAUGGUUGGGUUAUAUUUGCCGAGUAUGCAAGGCCAAGACCGCCUCCCGAGAAUAAUGGUUUCCGUCCACAUGGCCAUCAAUGACAAGUUAAGUUUCGCUAAUGCUUCCCUGCCCACUGAACUCUCUCGGUCUGCAAAACGGCAUGCAACUAUAUUUAUAUGAUUUAAGUUCUUUCUUCAAUGGAGGUUCGUUGUUGUUCUCUUCUAUUGCUGAUAGCUUUUUUGUUCUGCGGAACUGUAGAUUAGCCGCAGGUGAGUAUAUUUAAAUUGAGACAGAGCAUUUAUAGGUACCAUGUAUGACCUAUUUUUGAACACAUUUAGUUAAAAACUAGUUUAUUUAUAUAUAUGUUACGCAAAUAGACGUACUUUGCACUGCA
Benincasa hispida (wax gourd) is the source of this 889-nucleotide messenger RNA. RefSeq names its product RNA-binding (RRM/RBD/RNP motifs) family protein. The record is from RefSeq and is a predicted model, not a curated record. Gene Ontology annotation, cellular component: mitochondrion. NCBI's taxonomy places the organism in Eukaryota, Viridiplantae, Streptophyta, Magnoliopsida, Cucurbitales, Cucurbitaceae. Gene Ontology annotation, molecular function: RNA binding. Gene Ontology annotation, biological process: mitochondrial mRNA modification.